ACAGAUAGUCUUUGCCAAGGAAUACAACAAAAUAUAAUUUCUUUAAUUAUACUAGGCCUUUGAACUCGGGAUAGGUCGUCGAUGAAACUGGAGAAGUCACGUGAUAUAUAUUUCCGGUGUCAAGACUUGGAAAAGGAAGGAACCCUGAAGAUUAUACAUGUGCAUAUGUGAACCAAAGAGAAAGCUGAAGAGAAACUAUUCAGCAAUGGAGAAUUCAGAGUCUGCUACUAUAGCCCACACUGAAGAGAUGGAGGAUUCGGGGGAGACUGCAGCAGCAGCAGCUGGAUCUUCUAUGGAGGUGGCCCCCAGCUCAAUCAGCGUCCCCUCCUACUACUCUAAAGAUGUCACCGAUCCGUAUGCUACCCCAGGACAAUGUGGACUGUACAAUCUAGGGAAUACCUGUUUCAUGAAUGCAGGCCUACAGAGUCUGUUGUCCACCACACCUCUCCUGAAGUUCUUCCUGGAGCAGUUUACACUGGAGGAUUGUUCCCAGGACACACUGAUCACUAACUUUCACCAGCUGGUCUGCAAAAUCUGGAGUGGACGUUAUACUAUUGUAUACCCUAGGGACUUUAAGAAUGCCCUGGCCCUUUUUCAUGUCCAGUUUCAGGAUUAUAGACAGCAUGACUGUCAAGAGUUUUUGGCCCUCUUUUUGGACACACUGCACCAGCAGCUAAAGAGUAAAGAAGAUGCAGCUCAAAACAAUCUCCAGAGUGUGUCUGCCUCAGCAGAAAAAGACCAGCUCAACAACUCUGUCAGUGCCAAGAGUGUGAGUGAUGAUGAAAGUAUGGUUACCCAAGAUGCAUCAUCGGGAUCAUUUCCUGUUCCUUUGUAUGAGGACAGUGCCAAUGUUAGCUAUGUCAUCCAGUCAGAACUUCCAUCACUUUUAAGGUCUGUUGUUAGAACGGAUUCAAGUGGUGACUUGGAAAAAUCUCAGUCAGAUACAUGUAUGAAUGAACUAGAGCCAAUUUUAAACAAUGCUUCAAAUCUGAAACAGCGAAUUCCAAAAAUUGAAGAGUUUUAUGCCAAAGAUACCAAAACUCUAAACACUAAUGUUUUAUCUGAGGAUUUUGAAAAAGAAGACUUGGCAACAGAUUCAGAAAAAUUUCCCAAACAAGAGCUAAAUAAUCAUGCAGAUAAUGAGCUAGUCAUGCCUGCCCCUGUUGAGGCAGUGGCCAUAUCCCCUAAUAAGGAGGAAGCUGCAAGAAAGGGACCCAAAAAUACAAACAUUCAAGCCGAGAAAAUCAACAAGAUGCAGAAAACCUGUGAAAUGGAUGCUGAAGGGGACGGUAUCAUAAAGAAAAUGAAAUUUGAAUGUACUGAGAAAAAUUUUCAGUAUAAAGCUUUGAGUAAGAUUAACAAAGACUUUGAAAUUAAUGAACAGAACUUGAAACUGGCAAGUUUUGGAAUGGAGGGGGUAAAUCUUAUAAAAGACCUAGGAAUUCUGGGUAGUUUGGACAAAGACAUGUGUGACAAUGUUAUGAGGAGGACUCAGCUUCUUGUUGAGGACAAGUGUCCUCCGUAUGCUGCACCAGAUGGGGACCAUCUCAGAACAGCAGAGGAUAAGAAGCAGAAAAACAGCGAGGACCGUGUGCAAAGCAUGGACCUACAGGUCUCCAAAAACGUGAAGACAAAGAAAUCUCAGCUGUCUGAAAACAGCUAUAAAAAGAUUAAAUGUGAAGUUAAACAUGAGGGUAGCCCUGCUGAUUCCAUUUUAUCAACUGAUAACGAAGAAGAUAAAGAAGAGGGAGGAAAUCAGAACAGCGAGGCUACAGAGGUGGAUCUACUGGAGCGUGAUGAGGAAGUUCAAGUGGAUCCUGAGGAAGAAGCAGCAGAAAAGGCCUGGGAGAAUUAUAUCAGGGACAAUCAUAGCAUCAUUGUCAGCACAUUCCAGGGGCAGUUCAAGUCUACAGUGGUUUGCUCUGAGUGUAACCAUGUUUCAGUGACCUUUGAACCCUUCAUGUAUCUUUCUGUACCCUUGCCACAUGCAUCUGACAGGCAGUUAUGUGUUAUUUUUGUCCCCCUAGAAGGAUCUCCAAUGCGAUACCUGAUAACUCUACAAAAGUCUGACAAAAUAAACAAAGUGAAGGAAGAAUUGAAGACAUUGAUUGGACAGAGUUAUGAUUCCGAUGUUGUUUUACAGGAGGACAGUGUUAUGAUACAGUAUGUUGAGGACAGUGUAAUGAUACAGUAUAUAAAUGACUCCUCGAGGGUUGUUUAUGCCUAUGAGAUGCCUCCCUGCCCAGUCAUCACAACUGAAGUACAGGAACUUCCUCAAUGUCCGGAUUUCUCCUCUUUACAGAACGAGUCUAAGGAAUACAGUGUUUCCCAGACUGCUACAGAGGGUGACAUCUUUAGCAGCAUGGGCACAUUCUCAAAGCGAGAUGUCAGUGAUAUAAACAAAUACAUGCAGUCAUCAGAUACAACUGGAAAAUUCAAGGAUGCUCCAGAAACUGAAUCUCACCCCAGGGGGUCAGAGUCCUGGGGUGCCACAGGAGGUGAUCUUGAGAGUGCCACAGCCUUAGGGGAGUGGACAGAUUCCAAGAUGUCAGACAACUGGGGCAGUGGCCAAGGAGCGAGUAAAUGGACACAGUCUGAUUCUGAUGACCUUCGAAAGAGUCUAAAUGAGGUCAUGGUCGACGUGCCAGGAGCUGGUAUGUGGAACCAGAAUUUUUCGGCAGGUCAUAGUUCACCGGUUCACAAUACCAGCUGGUUGGAUGGAAGUUGUGAGGUGGAUGGGAGGGUUGACACAGCAUCUGGUUGGGAUCUCACCAACACACUGCCAGUUGAUGACACCUUAAUGAAAAGUGACCCAUUACCUGAGAGUGUUACCUGGGAUUCCGGUGCUCACCUGUCUGGUUCAGGCUGGGACUCCAGUGCAAUACCAGCAGCUCAAGCCACAGUGGUGGCAGACAAAUGGAAGUCCUGUGCCAUCUGUCUGGAGGAACUGGAAGACAGUGAACUACUGUCUCACACGGGGUGUGGGGGAACAUUCUGUCAAAUCUGUCUAGAGAUGUCUAUCAAACACUACGGGGAGGAGAGUUAUGUGUGUCCGGUGUGCUCCACUGCUGCCGUGCUGACUAAAGACUUCUGUCCUCUGGAUGGUGGGUCAUCCUCAACACAGAAUUUAAGGUUGUUGGCUGUUCCUGUCUCCCUGAGAGAUGAAGUUGGCUCUUGUGCUAAACUAGUAGGACACCCCCGACUCGUUUACUUAUACAACACAAUGAGUGGGGCUCAGUUGUACGAGUGUAUACUCAACUUGUUUCCGGUGUUGGCUCAGUGCACUAUUGUAUUAACAGAUGGUCAGGGACUGCGGUGUUCACGCUGUCAGUAUUCUGACCAAUGUCAGGGGUGUCCCAUCUCUCGAGAUUCUCAGAUACACCUACGUCCAGGUGAUUGUUUGUCUGUCUGUCUGAGCGGACUAUCACAGACCUGUAUAAAUGACCUGGAGGGAUCUGUGGACCACCAAACAAUGGAAAACUUACGACCAGAAAAAUCUCUUUCCAUCUACGAUUGUCUACAAGCUUUCACUGACAGUGAAGAUCUUGAUGAACACAAUCCUUGGUAUUGUCCUCGAUGCCAGAGGAACCAGUGUGCCAAGAAAACUAUAACUGUGUGGCAGUACCCAGACACACUCAUCUUACACCUUAAAAGGUUUGUGUAUCAUGACUUAUCAAGUAACAAAGUAGAUGCAGAGGUAAUAUUUCCCCUGGAGGACCUCAAUCUAUCCCAGUAUACAUCAGGGCCUGACUCAGGAAGUUUGACCUAUGACCUUUACAGCAUUGUCUGCCAUUUUGGGGGUGCCAAUGCGGGUCACUAUACGACUUUUGCUAAGCAUCCAUUGAAUGGACAGUGGUUUUAUUACAACGAUGAAUCUGUGUCCCACCAGGUCCCCAAAAAGGAGGAUUAUAAAAAUGCCUACAUACUGUUUUACAACAGGCAAGGUACAGAUGUUAAGUUUGAUUUGCCUAAAAUUCCAAUGGACCAAUCAAGUUUACUGAGAGAAACUCCAAACAACAGAUCUCGAGCGGCAGCCAUUCCACUGAAUUCAGGACAGCAGCUAGUUUACGGACCGUUAAACAUUGAUCAAAUAUCAGACGAUCUCAAGAAUCAAACUGACUAUGAUGAACUGGACAAUGGUUCUCCAGAAGAGAAGAAAAUGGUGGAAUAGAACUGUCCAGUUUUUAAUUUUUUUUAUGUUUUAUAAUGUCCAUUUGUAUGCCAGUGCUUGAACACAGUUUACCUGUAACAAUUUAUUUUCUUGGCAAAGUUCAUUUGUGACCUCAAUAUUUAUGUUGUUGAACAAUGUAAUAAAGAGAUUAUUGACAUGAAAUCACAUAUUGAUCAUAAAAGUAAAAGUCUUGUGAGUACAUGAU
This is a messenger RNA of Saccostrea cuccullata (small rock oyster), 4376 nucleotides long. RefSeq lists its product as uncharacterized. The transcript is spliced from 20 exons. Lineage: Eukaryota; Metazoa; Mollusca; Bivalvia; Ostreida; Ostreidae. Gene Ontology annotation, biological process: protein deubiquitination. The record is from RefSeq and is a predicted model, not a curated record. Bases 158 to 4171 code for a protein of 1337 amino acids. Gene Ontology annotation, molecular function: cysteine-type deubiquitinase activity.